AUGGACGUGGAACAGAACGCGGGGACGGGCCUUGAGUCCUCAACCAAGACCAAGGAUCAUGAGAAAGAAUACACUCGCUCAGUCACGGAAGAUCGUUCCCUCGGUCACGGCGAUAAUGACUUGCUCAGUGGAGAAAACGUUGAUUCGGUGCUGGCUGCUAAGAUGAUCUUGGUGAACGAUGCCAUUGACGAGAUCGGAUUCACCAAGCACCACUGGAAAUUGUUCUGCCUCAAUGGGUUCGGAUACGCGGUAGAUUCAUUGAUCCUGCUGAUUCAGUCUAUUAUCUCCCAUCAAGCCCAGCUGGAAUUCCGUCCUGGUUACUCCACCGGGUUGACAAUCGCAGUUUACAUGGGCAUGCUGAUCGGUGCCAUCUUCUGGGGCUUCUCCGCAGACAUCAUCGGCCGUCGUUUCGCCUUCAACGUGUCCCUGUUUGUCUCAUCGAUUUUCACCAUUGUGGCUGGGGCAGCGCCUUCGUGGGUCACCCUGGGCCUCUUUGUGUGUCUGAGUGCGUUCGGGGCUGGAGGAAACCUCGUUUUAGACACAACUGUCUUCUUAGAAUACCUACCGAGUCAGAACCAGUGGCUCUUGACUUUGAUGGCGGCCUGGUGGGGCCUGGGACAGUUGAUCGCUGGCCUCUUUGCGUGGGUUUUCCUUCCCAACUUUUCAUGCGACGAAGAGACAAACUGCACACGAGCGAAUAAUCAAGGCUGGCGCUACGUCUGGUAUGCCUCGGGGGCGCUCGUUUUUGUUCUUUCGAUCCUGCGAAUCACCAUUAUUCGACUGGAGGAGACCCCCAAGUUUUUGCUCUCCGAGGGGCGAGAUGCCGAGGCCGUUCGUGUGCUCCAGAACAUUGCAACCAAGCACAACCGGCCUUGUGGGCUCACACUCGAACGCUUGGAGGCUUGUGGCACAGCUCAGACGCGCUCUGGAGCUGCAGUCAGUCUUUCCAAGCGCCUCUUCUCUCCCGGAGAAGUCAUGACCCAUCUUCGCGGACUGUACUCCACGCGCCGUAUAGGUCUUUCGACCACACUGGUGUGGUUCUCGUGGCUCUUGAUCGGUCUAGCAUAUCCACUGUACAAUGUCUUCCUCCCGUCUUAUUUGUCCACCCGGGGGGCUGCAUUGGGGCAAGAUAGCCAGUAUAUUACCUGGCGAAACUAUGCGAUCAACAACACAUGCUCGAUCUUUGGCCCCGUUCUAGCAGGAUUUAUGUGUCGCUCUCGCUGGUUUUGGGGUCGCCGGGGAACGAUGAUCAUUGGGGCCUUGGUCACUAUGGUCUUCUUCUUCUGCUACACGCAGGUUCGCACAGCCGGCCAGAAUCUUGGCUUCACCUGCGCGAUUUCAUUUUGCCUGAAUAUCUACUAUGGUACUCUCUAUGCAUAUACUCCAGAGGUCUUUCCAUCUGCACAUCGUGGAACCGGCAACGGUAUAGCCAUUGGACUGAAUCGGAUCAUGGGCAUUGUCAGUGCGGUGGUGGGGCAAGCUGCCAACACAAAUACCCCUGUUCCCAUAUUCAUUUGCGCUGCCUUAUACAUCAUCAUGGCCGCUGUGGCAGCGGCAUUCCCGUUUGAGCCAUACGGGCGCCGUAGCAGCUGA
Molecule: messenger RNA, 1593 nt
Organism: Penicillium oxalicum
Lineage: Eukaryota; Fungi; Ascomycota; Eurotiomycetes; Eurotiales; Aspergillaceae
Product: MFS transporter
Exons: 5
Coding region: 1-1593 (530 amino acids)
Biological process (GO): transmembrane transport
Molecular function (GO): transmembrane transporter activity
Source: RefSeq, a predicted model, not a curated record